Anguilla anguilla (European eel) is the source of this 2798-nucleotide messenger RNA. RefSeq names its product multiple epidermal growth factor-like domains protein 6. The record is from RefSeq and is a predicted model, not a curated record. The transcript has 19 exons. Lineage: Eukaryota; Metazoa; Chordata; Actinopteri; Anguilliformes; Anguillidae. The coding region runs from base 18 to 2798 and encodes 926 amino acids.
UGAGAAAUGGGACCAUCAUGCCUUGCGCCCCAGGAGAGCACUCACCUGAGGGGCUCACUGCCUGCCUGCCCUGUCCUGCUGGCUCCAUCUGCCCUGAUGGGCAUCAGCGUAAGUGUGGACCCGGACAGGAGCCCAGCCCAUCCCAGACUGAAUGCAUUGAGUGUCCUGCAGGGUUCUACUCCACUGAUGCCAGAGACCACUGUCUCCAAUGUCCUGCAGGAAGUUACUGUCCCAGUGCAGGAACAUCUUGGCCGUUACCUUGUCCCGCCGGGCAGUACACAGCCCACCCUGGCCAGUUGCAGUGUCAGAGCUGUAACGGGACGUCUCACUGUGGGAAUACGCUGGGGCCUCUCUGGAUUCGCUCUGAGGGGCCCCUGGGGCAGAGGUCCUGGAUUCCAACUUCCUGCCGUCCAGGGACAUACAGGAACCAGGAAGUGGGGGAGGGGCCCACCUGCUCGGUCUGCCCCCUGGGGCAUUACUGCAGUGGGGGUGUAGCUGUCCCAUGCCCCGCAGGAAGAUAUGGUGCGAAGGAGGGCAUACGGCAGGAGAGGGACUGCUCUCUGUGUCCUGCAGGUUUUUACUGUUUAGAGGGGAGUAUCAGCAGGCCUGGGUCCCAGUUCAUGUGCCCGAUGGGGUAUUACUGUGAGGAGGGCACAGGGGUGCCCCAUGGGACCCCUUGCCCCGCAGGCACUGCGGGGGGGCAGCCUGCACAGACCACCAGGGCGGCCUGCAAGAGGUGUGCCGAGGGGCGCUUCUGUCCUGAAGGAUCUGCGGUCCCUGGCUUGCCCUGUGCCCGUGGGAGGUUCUGCCCAGCAGGCACCCUGGAGGAAGUGAGCUGCCCAAAGGGAACCUUCACCCCACACCAGGGUGCCACGAGUGCUAAGGACUGCCUGAAGUGUCCAGCUGGCUUUUACUGCCCCGAAGGCACCAGCGACCCCCUGCCCUGCCAGCCGGGCACGUUCAACCCCCUGGAGGGGCAGGAUGACCCUGCAGACUGCAGGCCCUGCUACCCGGGCAAGGCCUGCACCCAGGGGGCCCUGAAGGGCCCGGACGUGGACUGCAUGCAGGGGUUUGUCUGUCCCCCCGGCUCCUCCAGGCCCAACCCCCCCGCCAGCGCCUGCCCGCCGGGCACCCUGAGCAACCGCACCGGCCUCACCGACCGCUCGCAGUGCCAGCGGUGCCCGCCGCGAUAUGCCUGCCUCCGAGGUACAGGAGGGAUACAGAGACCCCCACUGGCCUGCUUUCCGGGCCAUUUCUGCCCCCCUGGCACCAUGUACCCCACCCAGCAUCAGUGCCCAGCUGGGACAUGGAGUGAGCAGGUUGGGAUGCAGUCUGAGAGGGAGUGCCAGCCAUGCCCGCGGGGGUGGUACUGUCUCCCCGGGGCUGGGGUCCCAUCUGGGCGGUGCAGCUCUGGGCACUACUGCCCUGAAGGGACACAGUAUGGCUCCCAGUACCCCUGUCCUCCUGGGACCUACAGCACUAAGAUGGGGAACGGGCAUCGGGAGGACUGCCAGUUUUGUCCCGAGGGGCACUACUGCCCGGAGGGCACCUCCAAACCAACGCCCUGCCCCUCGAGAACGUUCCGGAGGCUGAAAGGGGGGCAGCAGCCCCAGGACUGCAGCACGUGUCCGGCUGGCUACUCCUGCCCCCUCCCUGCCACCGUCAGCCCCAGGACCUGUGGAGCAGGCAGCUACUCUGAUGAGGGUUCUGUGGAGUGCUCCCCCUGCCUGCGGGGGCAUUACUGCAGCGAGGAGACCACCAGUGAGGAGGCCAUGCUGAGGGUGAUGAUCUGCCCCCCGGGGCUGCUGUGCUCUCAGGGCCUGGACCGGGAGCCCCAGCGCUCUGCCACCCUCUGCCCCAUAGGGUUCUACUGCCCCGGGGGCAGCAUCAACCCAAAUCCAAUCCCCUGCCCAAAUGGGACGUACAGUGGGCAGCCAGGCUUGCGUGAUGUCACAGAGUGCGUAACGUGCCCCGAGGGACACUUCUGCUUCUCUGAGGAGCCUCAGGACCGGCCCAUCUCUGAGCUGACUGGGCGCUGCCCUGACGGGCAUCAGUGCCCCCCGGGCACCGGGCAUCCAUUCUCCUUCCCCUGUCAGGCCGGGUCCUUCAGGAAUAACUCCUUUGGCCACAGGGGGGCGCUCUGUGCGCCGUGCCCCGCUGGGUACCUCUGCGGCGGCCCUGCCACACACACGCCUUCCGUCUGCCCAGAGGGCUUCUUCUGUGCAGAAGGAAGCAGCGUCCCAGAGCCUUGUGAGGAGGGCACAUACAGCCCCAGACCUGCUCUGCGUAGUGCAUCUGAGUGCUCCCCCUGUGGUGGGGGCCGGUACUGCAGUGGUGUGGGUCAGACCGCGCCUUCAGGAGACUGCCGGGAAGGAUUCUACUGCAGAGAGAGAGCCACAUCAGCGACCCCAGCUGAUGGGCCCACAGGGGGUCUGUGUCCAGCGGGGAGUUUCUGCCCCAGCGGCUCUGCUGCCCCCACCCCAUGCCCCCCAGGAACAUUCAGCAACAGCACCGGACUCACAGGCCUCCAGCAGUGUGCGAACUGCCCUCCGGGGUAUUACUGCUCCGGCUCCAACAGCACCUCCCCCACUGGGCCCUGCUUCGCUGGGCAUUACUGCCCCACAGGCUCCGCCUCUCCCACUCAGCAUGAGGUGGAGAAGGGGCAGUACUCAACAGCAGGGGCAGCAAGAGCUCAGCUCUGCCCUCUGGGCACCUUUCAACCGGCACGGGGACAGGCCUCCUGCCUCACCUGUGAACGGGGGCGCUUUUGGCUCCUACUUGGCACGGACGGGUGGUGA